Molecule: messenger RNA, 225 nt
Organism: Trichobilharzia regenti
Lineage: Eukaryota; Metazoa; Platyhelminthes; Trematoda; Strigeidida; Schistosomatidae
Source: the annotation of a GenBank genome assembly
AUGGAAUGCAGCAUACUGUAUAUUAGGGUAAAUCUUCCGCCUCGCCUGCUGGAGCUGGUGUUCCUCAGGGUAUUGUUAUCUCCCUUUUCUUUUUUCUCUCUCGUCUUACAUGACCUUUCUCUUUCUAAUGAGAGCAACUUCGUCAAAUAUGCUGGUGAUCUGACCGUCUCACUUCCUGUCAUGUUACAAUGUGACUGCAGCAAACUUAACUGCUUCCUGUCUGUA